Messenger RNA from Bradysia coprophila, 2372 nucleotides. RefSeq names its product solute carrier organic anion transporter family member 74D-like. The record is from RefSeq and is a predicted model, not a curated record. Gene Ontology annotation, molecular function: protein binding. NCBI's taxonomy places the organism in Eukaryota, Metazoa, Arthropoda, Insecta, Diptera, Sciaridae. Gene Ontology annotation, cellular component: basolateral plasma membrane. Gene Ontology annotation, biological process: sodium-independent organic anion transport; transmembrane transport.
UUGCAUCGCGUUAUUAACUGAGAAAUUUUUUGUUGAAACUCAACGAACCAUUUUAAUCUAAGAAAAGUGCUUUUUCGUAGUCAAAAGUAAAGUUACAGUUUUGUCGCCCCCCACAAAGUGUCUCGAAAGUUGAACCGAAAACGAAACAAUUCAUUGGGAACGACAGAAAGAUUUAACAGAGAAAAUCCGUGGGCGCACUUAUGGAAGCGUAUACAUUUAAUUAACAAAUAGUAUGUUCCCGCAGCAUUACGGUAAACUGAAAUGGAAACAUUGCUCGAUAAAGGUCGUUUGGAUAAUUACGUAUCCAAUCUAAAUGACGAAACUCUUAAUGGCGACUUUGAAGUUAUUUUCCGAAACGCACCGUUGCCCAAAGAUUCCCUAUGUGGCAUUGGGCCACUUCAUGGCCGAUUUCUUCAGAAAUGUGCAAACAAAAAGUCUUUUAUUUUUGUGUUCGGCAUAGUCGGAUUAAUUUUCGCAUCAUCUCAUGCUUACUAUAAUGGUACAAUUACAACAAUGGAGAAACGUUUUAAAAUACCUUCGGCUAAAAUGGGCUUCAUAGCGACUGGCAAUGAUAUCACAGGGUUUUUGCUGUCUAUGUUUAUAGCUUAUUAUGGGGGUAGAGGUCAUCGACCACGAUGGAUGGCUGUUGGAAUUCUUACUAUCGUUAUUUAUUGCCUCAUGAAUGUUAUACCUCAUUUUCUCUAUGGACCUGGUGAAGAUGCGCUCCUAUUAACAGUGGAACACGGAGCUGUUAAAGAUGAUGAAAAAACGAAAGCUGUUCAGGAGACAGAUAAUAAUUUAUUGACUUGCCGUCGCAAUGCCACUGAAGCAUCAGAUACUGUUCCAUGUCAAAAUGAUGACGGAAAUAUGGUAGCACAAAUUUGUCUCUUUGGUGCACAAUUGAUUGCUGGCAUUGGGCAAACUUUAAAGCAUACUCUUGGCAUAUCGUAUCUUGAUGAUAAUAUCAAAAAAUCGAAAACGCCAGCGUUGUUGAGUAUCUCGUAUUUCAUCCGUCUGCUUGGACCGGCUGCUGGUUACGCACUAGCUUCACUCUGUCUUAACUUCUAUAUUGCACCAGACCUAACGCCUGUCAUUUCAAACACAGAUCCCAGAUGGUUGGGAGCCUGGUAUUUUGGUUGGAUUUUUAUCGCACUCAUAUUGCUGUCAUUUACGGUUGUAAUGGCUAUGUUCCCCAGAGAACUUCCACGAGCCGCUGUUCGGAAGCGUAUAGCAAUUGAAAAACAGAAACGAGCUAACAAACACAACUUUGAAAUGACUCCAUUGGUCGAAGAAACGGAGGCUUCAAUUAAAGACUUUUAUAUCACAUUCAAACGGCUAUUGCGAAACAAGGUGUUCAUGUUGAACAACUUUGCCGGAAUAUUCUACGUUUUCGGCUUUAUGCCGUUUUGGAUAUUCUCGCCGAAGCUUAUCGAAACUUUGUUCAAACAGUCGUCGUCAGCGUCAAGUUUAUUUACCGGUACUUUUGCAUUGAUAUCGUCAGCAGCGGGUAUUUUAAUUGCCGGUAUUAUAAUAACAAAGUUUAAGCCAAGCGCUCGAUAUUUAGCAUUUUGGAAUGUUAUCGUUGGGCUUCUGUCAGUGUUGUCCAUCUUAUCAUUCUCGUUAAUGGGAUGUGAUGAAGGCAAAAAUGCCAUUCAUACAUCGGUAGGCGUUUCACCAUUAUCGUGUAACGAACAGUGCAAUUGUGAUUUUGUAAAAUAUACGCCAGUAUGUGGCGCAGACAGGGUUACUUAUGUUUCACCAUGUCAUGCUGGAUGUACUCAAGCCACUUUCUUAAACAAAACUAAAAGAUUUGAUGAAUGUGCAUGCAUUGAUGCUGUCGUCGAGUACAAACUGUCGAAAGACUAUUCGAUUGAUCGCCAUCAAGCCCUUCAGGGGCCCUGUCCAGUUGACUGUCAAUCGAAACUUACGAUCUUCUUGAUCGCUAUUUGCUUUAUGAAAUUUAUAGGAUCCACUGGACGAGCCAGUAAUUUCUUAGUUGGCAUACGUUGCGUCGAAGAAAGGGAUAAAACUUUGGCUAUAGGAUUUGGAAUGACAUUGAUACGUCUGUUGGCAGCUGUUCCUAGCCCUAUAUUUUUUGGGUACAUCAUUGACCACGCUUGCAUUGCAUGGGGUAGAACGUGUACGAGUAAAGGAAACUGUUGGCUCUACGAUACGGAAAUGCUCCGGUAUGCCUUCUUCUACACGUCAGCUUUUGCAAUUGCAAUUGGUACUAUUUUCGACGUCUUAGUUUGGAGACAUUCAAAGAAUUUGAAAAUUUUUGAUGACGAUGAUGAUAUUGUGGGUGUCAAUGUAGGGAAAAAUGUUGAUAUUGCCAAUGUAAAUAAAUAAAUUUUACAAAUCAAACCAAUCAA